UUUUUAAUUUUGUGCAACAAAAUUUAAGUAUGUAACUACCUAGAAAUCGAAGAUUAUUUAUUUUUGAAAUUUUGUAUUAUAAUAAAACAUAUUGAACAAAAACAGCUAAUUUCAAAUUUACAUGACUGAACGACAAGUUAAUCCUUGGAUAACAUGACUGAUGAAACUCAUAGCAGAAAACAUUGGGAAACGAUUCAAAAUUAUGGAGCGAUUCCACGAAUUCAAUCUAAUGUUUCAACUCCUGUUUCUGACGACUACACACGACUUAGAGAUGCUUGCGAAAAUGUACUAAAAUUAAAUAGGUUCAAUGUAGAAAACCAAAAUCACGAAUUAUUCAAUCAAUCUUCUAACUCCAAUUUGACUUAUUCAACAUCUGUUCAGCCUAACUCUAAUUACAACAUUCAAAGAGAGUUUAAUGAAAAAAAUAGAAACAACAAUGCCAUUAGUCAGAAUGAAGAUUCUGAAUCAUCAGAAAAUUUUCUAAAUGCAUCAUCAAUGUAUUCAUCAAAUCCAAUUUUGGAACUUGUUGGUAAAUGGACACCCGGAACAAGUAUUUAUGGAAAUUGCUUCAAAAUUAAUAAUUGCGAUUUAAAUGAAAAUCAUGCAAAUCAAAGACAAUACAACGAACAAAAUAAAGCUACUACAAAUGAUCCAAUAAAUAUAGGUUCCAUUACACAAGUAAAAAAGAAACAAAGAAUCGUAGCAGAGGUAAAACCGAUGAGAAUGUCUUAUUCAGAUGUAUUGAGUAAAAAUGUCUUACCUAGGGAAGAAUCGGAAAACACAAAGCUCGACAAUAAUUUUACUUCAAACAACAUUUCUCAUGCUUGUACUAAGAAAAAAAUCAGCCGAUUAUCUGUUCCAUUUGAGAAAAAAACGCCAAUAAGCAUAGUUUAUGAUGAAAAACCACGUAAAAGUCAAAACGUGAUAAUUAACACCGAAAAAGUUAAUAGUAAACAUUUGAAUGGUCGAAAAUCUUGUAGUUUUACGGAAAAAAACACAAAAGAAAAACGAAAAACAAACAAUAAUAAUUGUAUGGACAGCAAAAUAAAAAGCAAAUACAAAAAAAGCGAUAAACAUAAAAAAAUACCCAGUUUAUUUGAAACAUCCCCGAAUGUUGAGCAUAUAGAUUAUGAAGACUUUCAUAUAUCAGAUGAAAUUAACCAAAAUGAAUAUAUUCAGACUACAUCGUACGACAAAGCUUCAAAAUGUCAUAAAAAAAAUAAAAUAGCGCCACGUUCUUCAUCGAAACAAGAUAAGUUCAAUCUAAAGCGAACUCAAAAAAAUCAUAAAUCUCAAAAGAAUCGUAGCGAAAUGCUCGAAAAACUUUAUUUUACGUGGAUCGAGUAUACAACAAAAUUUGGACUAUGGCUUUGGUCUUUAAUCAUUGAUGUGGUAUUUAUGAGCUUUGGUAUAGUGUGGGAUAAAGUUUUGAAUUUGUAUAAUCAUAUCAAAAAAAUUAAUAAAACCAUGUGCAUUGGAAAUCGCCCAACUAAAUGGUUAAAAACUUUUUGGAUAAAGUUACAUGUAAAGUUUCGAAGAUUUACAUUUCGAUCAAAUACAUUGGGAAAGAAACAGAAAGAAAAUCUUAUAGACCAUUACAGAGAUGGAAAGCUUCCCACAAAUGCGGAAGAAGCAAUGUAUUCUCUUUUAAAUUGCAAAGAAAAAGAUGCUUAUAGUAUUCUUGGAGUAACACAAGAUUGUCCGCAAGAACGAAUAAGGAAACACUUCCACAAAAUAGCAUUGCUUGUACAUCCUGAUAAAAAUAAGCAAAUAGGUUCUGAAGAAGCGUUUAAAGUGUUGCAACGGUCGUUCGAGCUCAUAGGAGAACCGGAAAGUCGAAAACAAUAUGAUUUAAGUUUGGCUGAAGCACUGAACGCCGAAAAAGCUUGGUCAGAGUUGAAUGAUCUAUUGAAACAGCUUCAUACAAAAAUUUCUGAAGCGGCGAAUACAAUUCGGUGUAGCAGUUGUUAUAGUCGACAUCCUAGAAAGCCAACCGGUCGUCCUCAUUAUGCAGCUCGAGAAUGCAAUUCAUGUCGAAUAAGGCACUCGGCUAGAGAAGGUGACAUAUGGGCUGAAACAACGUUUUUGGGCUUACGUUGGAAAUAUUUAGCUUUAAUGGAAGGAAAGGUAUUCGACAUAACCGAAUGGGCUAAUUGCUCUGGACAGAAAGGAGCGCUAUCUCAUCUACAACCGAAUUCGCAUAUUGUUCAAUAUAGAAUAAUUUUAAAUUCUCAACAACAGCAACAACAACAACAAGUUCAGCACGAAAAGGAAAAGAUUAACAAAAAAGAACAGUUUGCUAGUGAACCUACUUUUGAUGAUAUAUUGGCAAAUGUUUAUGGUGGGCAGAAAAAGGGACCUGUCACACGACGUAAACACAAAAAAUAAGAUUAAAUCUUCUUGUCUAAAUAACUUGUAGUUAAACUUUAAAUUUAAAAGAAUAAUUGAACAACAAAAAUAAAUAUAAA
Culicoides brevitarsis is the source of this 2468-nucleotide messenger RNA. RefSeq names its product dnaJ homolog dnj-5. Lineage: Eukaryota; Metazoa; Arthropoda; Insecta; Diptera; Ceratopogonidae. The record is from RefSeq and is a predicted model, not a curated record. The coding region runs from base 154 to 2388 and encodes 744 amino acids. The transcript has 8 exons.